Messenger RNA from Hibiscus syriacus, 1699 nucleotides. Its product is annotated as probable trehalose-phosphate phosphatase F. The coding region runs from base 381 to 1580 and encodes 399 amino acids. The record is from RefSeq and is a predicted model, not a curated record. Gene Ontology annotation, biological process: trehalose biosynthetic process. Lineage: Eukaryota; Viridiplantae; Streptophyta; Magnoliopsida; Malvales; Malvaceae. Gene Ontology annotation, molecular function: trehalose-phosphatase activity. The transcript is spliced from 13 exons.
AACAAGUGCAUUUUACAAACCACUUCUUCUCUGGGUUUCACCUCCUUUGCCAGGUUUUAGCACAUUUCUGAUCAAAGUUCGAAAACCAUACUACUUUUCUUUGCAGAACCUCUGCGCGAAUAAUGUACUGUUAUCUGCCAUAAAUGUGGUGUAGCUUUGGAGAUGAGAAGAUUCAAGGACGCCCGCCAUUGAUGGACUGCUAUCCUAACAGUAGUAGUGAUAAGAAAACAUUGAAGUGGUGGUUUUUCAUAGACAAGAGGGUCGGCUAAAAAGAUUGACAACGAUCCAAGGUUCAUAACUGUACUUGACAAAGCUGAUUCAAACGUAAAAAAUAUAUAGUUUAACCUGUUAUUAGUGUAUUUAAAAGUGGUCCGAAGCUAAUGGAGUUGAAGUCAAAUCAUUCAUCUCCUCUUCUCACUGACCCUAUUCCAGUAAACAAUUCGAGACUAGGCAUCCAUUCGAAUCUGCUUUCAUAUCAGCAAUCAGGUGGAUCUUUACCCUCGGGCAAGUAUAUGACAAUUCCCAGGAAGAAACCUGGAAAGCUUGAGGAUGCUUGGUCCAAUGGUUGGCUAGAGGCGAUGAGAUCAUCAUCGCCCCCUCGGAAGAAGUUAAUUAAGCACAAGGACUUUAAUAUUGAUGCUUCUGCGGAUGAUUUCGAUAUUGCUUACGGCACCUGGAUGAUUAAAUAUCCCUCUGCACUUAAAUCUUUUGACAAAAUCUCGAAAAAUGGCAAGAACAAAAAGAUUGCAGUUUUCCUAGAUUAUGAUGGUACUCUUUCCCCCAUAGUAGAUGAUCCCGAUCGGGCAUUUAUGUCUGAUUCUAUGCGUUCUGCUGUAAGAGAGAUUGCAAAGCAUUUCCCAACAGCAAUUAUUAGUGGCAGAAGUCGUGAUAAGGUUUAUGAAUUGGUAGGACUAACUGAACUUUAUUAUGCCGGUAGUCAUGGGAUGGACAUUAUGGGCCCUGUGAGACAUGCAAAGUCUGAUGACCAUCCAAAUUGUAUUAGAUCAACUGACCAACGGGGCAAGGAGGUAAAUCUUUUCCAGCCCGCUGGAGAAUUCAUCCCUAUGAUUGACGAGGUUUUAAAAACCCUUGUCGAGAAUACAAAGGAUAUUAAAGGUGCAAAGGUUGAGAAUCACAAGUUUUGCACUUCUGUACAUUACCGUAAUGUAGAAGAGAAGAACUGGCCAACGAUCGCACAACGCAUUCAUGAUAUUCUGAAAGACUAUCCUCGUUUAAGAUUAACUCAUGGGCGGAAGGUUUUAGAGAUCCGUCCUGUGAUUGAUUGGAAUAAAGGGAAGGCAGUUGAAUUUCUGCUUGAAUCCCUGGGAUUAAGUGAUAGAGACGAUGUGCUCGCGAUCUAUAUCGGAGAUGACAAGACUGAUGAAGAUGCAUUCAAGAGUUUAAACAUUGUAAACCAGGUUUUCAGGGAAUCAAAUCUGGGUUAUGGAAUAUUGGUGUCCUCAGUUCCCAAAGAAAGCAAGGCAUUUUUCUCUCUGAGGGAACCAUCAGAGGUGAAGAAAUUUCUCAAGGCAUUGGUGACAUGGAAGAUGCUUGAAGAAAAGCUGCACAACAAAAUUUAAUGAAAGAGAAGCGCUUUAAUAAUAUUCUUACAAGUUUUCUAUUCAAUUUGGAUUCGAAACGUGCAAUGAAUCCAGCCAGCCAUUCCAAUGCAAAUGGCCACAUUAUUUCAAAUCUUUUG